Mucor mucedo is the source of this 1389-nucleotide messenger RNA. RefSeq lists its product as uncharacterized. The coding region runs from base 42 to 1202 and encodes 386 amino acids. The transcript is spliced from 7 exons. Lineage: Eukaryota; Fungi; Mucoromycota; Mucoromycetes; Mucorales; Mucoraceae. The record is from RefSeq and is a predicted model, not a curated record.
UUUUUUUUUUUUUUUUUUUUUUUUUCUGUACAAAUAAAUACAUGGAUGAUAAAACAUUUUGGCUAGUUUGUGAUGGAGCAAAUAACUGUCAUUGUGAUUGGAGAGUAACAAUUGUUGAUUGUGUGGAAGGACAUGUCAUGUUUUAUAUAUACCUUGUAAAUGCUAUAUUUUCUUUGAUUGCUGCAUUGUUAGUCGGCGGACUACUUAUUUAUCGAGUUGCAUAUAAACAAAUGACAAUUUUUGACUAUACCAGAUCGCCUCGACAUUUUGCUAGGCCAAGGCCGAUAGAGUCUUUGUUAUUUUUUGGAACUAUAUUCAACUUCCUUAGAGCAAUUGACGCGGCGCUGAUAGUAACUGAUGCUCUGUCAAACAAGAUAUUCCGCGCUUUUUUCUAUGAACUCCCGUGGCAAUUUGGUAUCUGUGCAUUCACCUGCUAUCUUUAUGGCAUCGCGCAUACUGUUUCACACAGUAGUAAAGUGAUACAAAAUAAUUGGUUUAAAUCUUUGAUUCUAAUCGAUAUUUCCUGUACCGCCAUGCUUAUCCUGCCAUUCAUUAGUAAUAAUAUAUGUUCAAUUGCAGCAGCGAUAUACGCUGAACGAGGGGACCUCGUAAAAGCCAAAAUAUUUACAGAUGCGCUCUAUUUCUUUUGGACAUUCUACUGUUUUCUUUUGGCGUCCUGGAUCGUUUUUGCUGGGCUUCGAUUAUUAAAGAUUCUCCGACACCAUUUAGACAACCAACAUGAUCCAGAAGGCUCGACCGUGCAUAAAAUUAAGAAUGGCCGAUUUAAAGUCAAGAUGAUUAUGAGUAUCAGUGUUACUUCACUACUUGUAUUCUCUUUUGUAAAAUGUAUAUACGGUAUAUUCAGGGUCAAUCUAUUAUUACACAGCGAAUUUAAUUUGGCACUGGCGUGUAUCUGGACAUUUGAUGGCACUUUGGCAUCUAUGCUGGUGGUUGUCUCUUUACUGAUUACGCCCAAAGCGCUUUCACCCUUGGAUUCAAGUUCUGGAGAAUUAGAAUCAUCAUCACAGAGUGAUUUCAGUAGAGGCCGUCUAUCGAACAACACAAAGGGCGGUUUUAGCCGAAGUCGAGAUACGAUAUCGAAGAAUGGCUUUAGAGGACGUGAAGUUCUUGUACCUGAAAGUCCAUAUCAUGGAGAAUAUCCUGCAAGUAAGUGUCCUAUCGAAAAAGGAUUGGCUGUUUAACUAAAACAAAAGAUGUUAGACUUUAAUCAAUCUGGAGUUUCAGAGGCACAUCUUAUACCAUUGUCACAAGACAUUAAGUCUUGAAGAGAAAAAAAAAAAAACGUGGCAAAUUGCUUGAUUUGUGGUCGAGCCAUCCUAUUAAAAAUACCAAAUUAGAGAAAUUAUUUUUUCUUUACUCUCUCUUUUC